Messenger RNA from Diaporthe citri, 933 nucleotides. RefSeq lists its product as uncharacterized. NCBI's taxonomy places the organism in Eukaryota, Fungi, Ascomycota, Sordariomycetes, Diaporthales, Diaporthaceae. The transcript is spliced from 2 exons. The record is from RefSeq and is a predicted model, not a curated record. Bases 1 to 933 code for a protein of 310 amino acids.
AUGUCUCUCAAUCUUGACGAAAACGCGUGGUACCAAGUCAACGUGACAAAAUUCACAGGUUUAUCUCUCCUGGGCACCUCAUUAUUCAAGGACGGCAAUACCGGCGCAGUUUUCUAUCAAAACACCAACGCGAGUUCUAGAGGGCAGAGCUGGCAGUUCUACCCCUAUAACUCUUCCGUGUACUUGCUACGAUGCAAAGACGGAGGACCGAAUGCCUACCUGGCCGCUGCUGCAGGGAAGGCGAACGCUGAUUCAUCGGCUGUAAGCGGAAAUACGGUUCCCAUAAUGGCAAACUACAACGUGACAGAUGAUUCUAUGUUCUGGCAGGUGGAACCGUGGGGGGAUGGGACAUAUUACUUUCACAAUCUGGCCAACGGGUCGGAUUGGCGGCUGAACGUGCGGGACAACGCCUUGAUGGCCAUGGACUCAAACAUUACUUCGGCGCAGUCGGGCGAGCAUUUCACAUUCACCAGCUUGAGCACCAUAGGAGACAGCCGAUACUCGACAGUGAAUACAUACCCGACUACAAGUCGAACAGCAAAUGCAGUCGCACCGACAACUACUACCACCGGCACGGCCACCGCGACAGGAGAUCCUGCCCCAUCCUCGACAGGGACAUCCCCUUCAGAACCGUCAGGCGGGCUGUCGACGGGUGCAGCCGCAGGGAUAGGGGUCGGGGUGGGGCUCGCUGUUGUCAUUCUAGUGGCCCUGUCUGCGAUAUUCUUCAUCCGCAGGAGGAAAAACACGACAGCAGCGUCCCGGCCGGCGCAGAUGAAUCCCACGGAAGAGGUGAAGUACCAACCCGCCGACAGCGGGCGUUUUCACGAGAUGGGCACACCACACACGUACGCGGAAAUGCCGACCUCGGCGACGUCGCGGCCGCAUGAGUUAUGGGCGCAACCUAUGGAGCUUCAAGGAGACAGCAGACGAUAG